Messenger RNA from Cantharellus anzutake, 937 nucleotides. RefSeq lists its product as uncharacterized. Bases 1 to 681 code for a protein of 226 amino acids. The record is from RefSeq and is a predicted model, not a curated record. The transcript has 2 exons. Lineage: Eukaryota; Fungi; Basidiomycota; Agaricomycetes; Cantharellales; Hydnaceae.
AUGAUCGCUCGAGCUAAUGGGUAUAUUCGGACGAGGAGAUCUGCACGAUGUCCUAACGAGCAGGCCGAGAGCAUUCUGGGAAAGGACUGCUACAGCACCGGUAAAGAUAACUUGAAGACGCAACGAUCCUCAAACGCGAGAUAUUGUCUCGGUUUACGGAUUGUCGGAAGACUUAGCCAAGAGAGCGGGCAUCACGCUGAGAAUCGUGUGCCUGCCACGCAGCAAGCGGCAAUGGAAGAUGCCACGUUAGAACACUCCUAUUGCGUUGACGUCAUGCGUGCUCGACUGUAUAACGAGAAGCACCUUCAAGCGCCAUUCGAGGAUGCAAGAUUGUACGAGGCUAAGGACACCCCUAAUGACGCACGAGCGUUUGAAGUUAUGUAUGCUCUUUGUUUGGUGGCCCGCUGUUCGCCACUUGGAACACAGUGCCGCCGUGCCCCGGCGGUAGGCCUAGACUUCGCGGCUGCACCAACGCCAUUCGCGGACCAUGGAAUGAUAUACAACAGGGGCAGUAGCAGGAACACGCAGCUACGAUAUUUUGCCAGUGGGAGCGUGUGCACGGGCACGGGGAUUCAGAAUGCCUGGCGAGAGAAAAAAACCGGUGUUGGCGAGUGGGGAGCGGAUUACCCAAGUAUGAGCCGUUCGAAUUAUCGGUUAUCGAGUUUUGGAGUUGAUCAAUGAUGCAGAGUCAUAGAAGAACUCUCCCAUCCACGAAUUACAGAAGAAUCGCCUUUGUACCAUGCCGCAAACAUGGAGGUACGCCAAGAAGGGAUUGAUCGAGGCGAGCGUUCACAUCUGCAGUUGUCGAGUACUAGUCCCAUUAUCGACUCGACCAGAGCGCAACAGGGCCGAUCCAUGAACAGCCGGACUCACGGGAGCCCACAAAGGGAACGAAAACAGGGAUGGGGGAAGGGGAUCACUAAGUGGGGCACCAUAC